Messenger RNA from Juglans microcarpa x Juglans regia, 1215 nucleotides. RefSeq names its product syntaxin-71. Gene Ontology annotation, molecular function: SNAP receptor activity; SNARE binding. The record is from RefSeq and is a predicted model, not a curated record. The transcript is spliced from 9 exons. The coding region runs from base 143 to 940 and encodes 265 amino acids. NCBI's taxonomy places the organism in Eukaryota, Viridiplantae, Streptophyta, Magnoliopsida, Fagales, Juglandaceae. Gene Ontology annotation, cellular component: SNARE complex; endomembrane system. Gene Ontology annotation, biological process: vesicle fusion; intracellular protein transport.
UAAAUUUCCUCUUGAAACUGCUUACUGGCGUGUUGGUUCUUACCCUGAAUCUGACAUCUCGAAGGAAUCGAUCUUUCUUUCCCAUUCGUUUUCAUCCUACCCUUUGAUUGAGAUUUAAGGUGAAAAUCAUAGCGAGUAGAAGAUGAGUGUGAUUGACAUUUUGACAAGGGUCGACGCGAUCUGCAAGAAGUACGAUAAAUACGACGUCGAGAAGCAGAAUAGUCUCAAUGUCGCCGGCGACGAUGCCUUUGCUCGUCUCUACGCCUCCGUUGAAGCCGACAUCGAAGCUGCACUUCAGAAAGCGGAGACUGCUUCGAAGGAGAAGAAUAAGGCAUCGACCGUUGCGUUGAAUGCGGAGAUUCGUCGAACCAAGGCUAGAUUGCUAGAGGAGGUCCCCAAGUUGCAGAAAUUCGCUAUUAAAAAGGUGAAAGGGCUUUCAGGGGAAGAGCUUGCUGCCCGCAAUGAUUUGGUUCUUGCACUGCCAGAUAGGAUCCAAGCCAUACCAGAUGGGACCGCUCCUGCACCUAAACAAACUGGAGGUUGGACCACCUCAGCUGCUCGUACUGGGAUCAAGUUUGAUUCAGAUGGGCGGUUUGAUGAUGAAUACUUCCAACAAAGUGAGGAGUCGAGUCAAUUCAGGCAGGAGUAUGAAAUGCGAAAAAUGAAGCAGGAUCAAGGCUUGGAUGUGAUAUCUGAAGGUUUGGAUACACUGAAAAACAUGGCUCAUGAUAUGAAUGAGGAAUUUGAUAGGCAAGUUCCUUUGAUGGACGAGAUGGAUGAGAAGGUGGACAAGGCCAGAGCUGACCUCAAGAAUACCAAUGUUAGACUUAAAGACACAGUGAAUCAGCUGAGGUCCAGUCGGAAUUUUUGUAUUGAUAUUGUUUUAUUGUGUGUAAUUCUUGGAAUUGCUGCCUAUCUUUACAACGUGCUGAAGAAGUGAGAUGAACCAAAGGGCCAUUUGACCUGUUGUGGGCCUGGCUUCUCUUCUAUUGCCUUGUGUAAGGGGGACUUAUUAUUGUGCUUGAUUUAUUAUUUUGAUUGUUUUUCUCCUGUAUUAUGAAUCGCUUGCAUUCUCAUGUAGUUGGAAUCUUUGCCCACAUUCAGAAUAUAUGCACUUGUCUUGCAUGUACUCAUGUAUGAGGACAUUGGUCAUUUCUGUACGAAUGCUAUUUAACCUUGCUGCAGUCAUUGUAUAGCCUUUUGUUUUCGGCUUAA